Messenger RNA from Thamnophis elegans (Western terrestrial garter snake), 1534 nucleotides. It is a transcript of the gene GLT1D1, whose product is annotated as glycosyltransferase 1 domain containing 1. Lineage: Eukaryota; Metazoa; Chordata; Lepidosauria; Squamata; Natricidae. Bases 4 to 1104 code for a protein of 366 amino acids. Gene Ontology annotation, molecular function: glycosyltransferase activity. The transcript is spliced from 12 exons. The record is from RefSeq and is a predicted model, not a curated record.
GGAAUGAAGCCGCCAGGGACCUGGCCGGAAGUAGGGCACAGCUGCCAACUCGCCAUGCGACUAUUGCUCCUGGCUCCCGGGCGAGCCCAGACGGGCAACGGGACCACCGCCCGGAGGAUACAAGAUCAUUUACAAGCUGCUGGGCAUUUGUGUAUCUUGAAGGACACCUCUGAUUAUGAGUCCCCGUUGGCAAUUUCAAAUCUCAUCUCUUCGGAGAAGUUGGAGGCAGCUCUGGGUAUCCAUCUUUUUAAAGCCGGAAGGCUUCUUCAAGGAAGUCCCGUUCCUUUUGGAAUUAUCUUUGGAGGCACGGAUGUUAAUGAAGAUCCCAAAAGUGAGGAGAAGUUCCAAAUUAUGGAAAAGGUGUUGGAUGAAGCCAGGUUUGCUGUGUCCUUUACCGAAGCCAUGAAAGAAGCAGCUGCAACGUAUUGGCCUCAAAGCAGGAACAAAAUCUGUGUCCAGGCUCAAGGGAUCGUGAGCCUUCCAAAUAGGCAGCAUAACUGGGCCGAAUUUCUGCAGAGGGCAGGGAUUGCCCAGGACGACCAGAGUCUAUACACCUUCCUGCUGAUCUGUGGACUAAGGAGAGUCAAAGAUCCGCUUUAUCUGCUGGAUGUUUUCUCAGAGUGGCAUCGGGAAGACUCCAGGGUACACCUGAUCAUUGUUGGACCUGCCGCUGAUCCAACCUUCGCAAAAGAAGUUGAGGAGAAGGUGAACAGGUCCGAUGGGGUCCACUUAUUGCUGGAAGUCCCCCAGGAAGAUCUUCACGCCAUUAUGAAAAACUGUUUUGCUGUGGUGAACAGUUCUGUAUCUGAAGGGAUGUCAGCUGCGAUUUUAGAGGCAAUGGAUUUAAAUGUCCUUGUGCUGGCAAGGGAUAUUCCAGGAAACGCUGCCGUAAUUGCACACCAAACAACUGGAUUAUUAUAUACGACCCCAAAGGAAUUUGUCCAGCUGGCCAAAACUUUGAUGAAAGACCCAGUUUUGUACAGAGAGAUUGUAAGAAAGGCCCAUGAAUAUGUCCUGAAAUACCAUUCAUGGGAGAAAGAAAGGAAGGUCUAUCAGAACCUUGUUUUGAGACUUCAUGAAUGUUCUUGUACCAAUCAACCAUGAGUGGUCAACCAGGUUUUUUUCAAUCUUAAUCCUCUGAUUUGUCUUCAUUAAUGUUAUUACCGUUGGGAUUUUGUAGGGUUUUGUACCAUUAGUAGACUUCUACAGCCUGGCAGCCCUCCAGGAGCAUAGGAUUUAUGUUCCCAUAAUCCCCUACCAGUCAUUACCAAAGGACUAUAGGAACUGAACUCAAACACAUUACAGAACCCCAAGAUGAAAAAAGAAAUCCUAAAUAUGCAAUCAAUCUACCAUUUAUUGUUGACUGGAAACAGAUUUUUAUAGAUUUUUUUGCAUGAAGCAUAAGAAAUUGAACUUAUGAUUUGUGGUUGGGAUGAUCAGAAGGAAUAGAUUAUAGUUAUGCUGUAGCUCGUAGAGCAAUGUGUAAAUUUAGAAUUGUUUUUAUAACUGAUGUAAUAAAGAAAAUUGGAAAUUA